AUGGCGGUAGUCAACAAUCCGAAGGAGGUACUCGCCAUGUUGGACUGCAUCGACUCAAUGGUUGAUGUGCUGGCGUAUCUUCACGAAUCACGACGAAAGCGUCGCACAUACGUCCGUCCAGAGCAUGUACCCUUCCUGGAAACGCGAUUCCGCGACUUCGAUGAGUAUCUCUCCUCGCAAACGCCUGAGGCGUUUCUCGAGUACACAAGGCUGACGCCUGAAGAAUUUGAGGGCUUGUUUGAACAUAUCGGCGGUCGGCUUCAUCAUGCUUCUACUCAUGCUGCUCCCAUUGGUGCUCGACAACGAAUGUGUGUGUAUUUGAGAUUUGUUGGAAACGGAUUCAAUUUCACCACCUUAUCGGAGGAAUUCAGUUGCGGAAAAGCAACUGUCUCAUCGAUUGUGUCAGAAGUGACAGAAGCGAUAAUUGAAGGAGAGAACAACAGAGCAUUCCCCCCAAUAACGAGGUCGUACUUGACGGAUGUGGCCAAGAAAAUACAAGAGAAGUUUGAUUAUCCACGUGCUGUUGGGUUUCUUGAUGGAAGACAUAUCGCUAUAAAGGUAGUUCUUGCAUAG
Messenger RNA from Haemonchus placei, 573 nucleotides. NCBI's taxonomy places the organism in Eukaryota, Metazoa, Nematoda, Chromadorea, Rhabditida, Trichostrongylidae. The record is from the annotation of a GenBank genome assembly.